This is a messenger RNA of Oryzias latipes (Japanese medaka), 1899 nucleotides long. RefSeq names its product gap junction protein beta 10 (gene gjb10). Lineage: Eukaryota; Metazoa; Chordata; Actinopteri; Beloniformes; Adrianichthyidae. Gene Ontology annotation, molecular function: gap junction channel activity. Gene Ontology annotation, biological process: cell-cell signaling. Gene Ontology annotation, cellular component: connexin complex. The record is from RefSeq and is a predicted model, not a curated record.
GCCACAACUUAUUAAGUUGAGGAAAAACUUUUUCUGGUCACAUCCUGGGCUCUGUAGAACUGCAAAAUAUAUACCCUUUUGAAUUUUUGUUUUUAACUUAUAUGGUCAACUGAAACGAGAACGUUCACUUCUCACGUGGGAAGCAUUAGCAUACACAACAGAGUGGAGCAUCUUUACUUACACACAAUCUUUGUUUUGGUGAACAACCCGCUUAGAAAAAGGACGGAAAUCCGCUAGAGGGGGCUCUUGAACCCGGAGCUGCAGUUCACGCCACAGACUGAGGAUCCCACUCGCAACAACUGGCCGUCCUGAGGAGUGUGCACGACUGCAGAGUGAAGCAGAACAAGUUUGAGGUGGAGUAGCGCCUGCCACACCUGAACAGGUCGCGUGUUUAGAGGUGCACGCGCUCCACCCUUCCACUCCCGCCCUGUUGAACUCCUUCUCUCAGUCAUUGAGUGUGUUUUCAGGUAUAGACUGCUGCCUGCUCCGCUCCAGAUCUACACCGCUGCGCGCGGAUCAUCUGUGAUUUGAAGUUUUAUAAAAAAAGCGAGGAGAGUGUCUUCUAUCAGCUGGAAGAGAAGACAGGCUGUGAACGAGCCUCGUCAUGAACUGGGCAUUCCUCCAGGGCCUCCUCAGCGGAGUGAACAAGCACUCCACAGCCUUCGGCAGAGUCUGGCUCUCCGUUGUCUUCCUCUUCAGGGUGUUAGUGUUUGUUGUGGCUGCAGAGAAGGUGUGGGGGGACGAACAGAAGGACUUCAACUGCAACACGGCCCAGCCGGGGUGCCACAAUGUCUGCUUUGACCACUUCUUCCCCGUCUCCCACAUCCGGCUGUGGGCCUUGCAGCUCAUCUUCGUCACGUGCCCCUCACUCCUGGUGGUGAUGCAUGUGGCCUACAGAGAAGAUCGGGAAAAAAAACACCAACUCAAAUUCAAGAACACUUCCCUCCGGCUCUACCAGAACACCGGGAAGAAGCGAGGGGGGCUUUGGUGGACCUACCUCCUCACUCUGUUCUUCAAAAUAGGCGUGGACACCACCUUCGUUUACCUCCUCUACCACAUCUACGAAGGCUAUGACUUCCCCCGACUCAUCAAGUGUCAGGAGAAACCCUGCCCCAACAUAGUGGACUGCUUCAUCGCCCGCCCCACUGAGAAGAGAAUCUUCACCCUCUUCAUGGUGGUCACCAGCCUGGCCUGCAUCCUCCUGUCCUUCUUUGAAGUCGUCUACUUGAUUGGCAAACGCUGCCACGAGUGUUUGUCCGACCAACAUGACUCUGGCCCGAUGAUGAGGACGGAGAUGAAAACCCUGCAGAUGACAGGCAAAAGCACGCCCGAAACACCCGCACCCUCGUACAGUUUGGUCGUGUCCUGAAACCCAGACGCAUGAGAACUAUAAGGACGAGGCGUCUCUUAAUCUUAUCUCAGAGACUGAAAUUAAAUGGAGAUUAUUCCUAAUCCCAGAAAUGUAAAAAUCUGGGCUGUGAGAUGUGUCAUUGAACUGGAAUGUUUACACCGUUGUGGGUAUUGCUCUUUUUUUUUUUUUUUUUUUAAGUACCACAACGCCAUGAAUAGUCUCACAUAAAAGCCUUCAAGCCUGUUCCAGCAAAAGCAUGAGUCACUCCUUGGUUUCCAGAGCUGUGCGGUUUGGUGCUUCAGAUUUUCCCUCUCCAAACUCUUAUUCCAGCCUGGAAGCAUUCCUCGCUCAGAUGUUCAUUUUGGAGUGUUGGUGAAAACAGAUUUCUUAUUCCAAAUGUUUCAAAUCAUCGUAUUUGUUUGUGUUAACAAAAAUGUAAAAAAGCAGCUUGUAAUGUUUCAGAAUGUGCACUUUUUUAGUGCUGAUGUCUGCAAAUGUGUGUGUGUUGUUGUUUUUUUUUAAUAAACACGAAAGUGCGUUUUGAAAAA